GCCAAAACGCGAUGUGGGGUUGCUGGAGAACAUGACGUGAUAAAAGUGGUGCAGUCUUGUUUCGGAGGCCAAGUCUCAUUUUGGGCCAUUGAGCCAACGGAGUAAGUUAAUAAAAAAAAUCGAAAUCGCUUCUGCUUUAUUUUUGUACCACACUGUGCUAUUUAUUAUAUAUAAGCAGCAUAUUUAGACACGCUGAUUAUUAUUCACUUGGCAAUUCAGGACAACGUCUAGUUCUCCAAAACCAUGAAAAUUAAUCCGGAAAAUACGAUGAAUGGUGACUUGAUGGACAAUCACUACAAUCUUGGACACUAUUUUAUGGACUACAUGACCAGAUUCCCUGAAGACUGUAUUUGGCAGAUCGACGCUGGUACAGGCCAGUCAGAAUCGAAGUUGUCUGUAAAGAGCCGGUCGAUACGAUUGGCGAGAUGCCUCCGUAACGCGGGCCUGCGGCCGGGCGACGUGGCCGUCGUAUGCGGCAGGAACCAUCUGGACGUCCACAUUCCAUUCUAUGCAGCAUUUAUGAACGGGCUGCCGUUGGCUGGAAUUGAUCCUAUUUACAGAUACGAAGAAAUCAAAGUUAAUUUUAAGACGACGCAACCAAGAAUAGUCUUCUGUGAAGUGGAAAAUUUCGGCGACGUAAAGAGAGCCGUGAAUGAUCUCGGACUUGAUACGAAGCUGGUGACAUUUGGUGACGGUGAUCACUCGUUAGCAAAGUUCUUGGAGAUGUACGAUGACCAUGAGCCGGAACACAAUUUCAAAGUGGCGAGCUUCGAUACGGACAAGGUGUUCGCUUGGCUCAUCAGUACGAGCGGAACCUCGGGACUGCCCAAGGUGGCAGCCAUCAAGCACCCUGCCGUCAUCAAGGGACUUCGGCUAUACGAGAUGCUCAAAGGAAAAGAAAUUCAACCAGCUCUGAACUUGUCAAGUGUGCAGUGGAUAUCCUCGUACCUAGCUUCUCUGGCCAUGAUCACCGCCAACCACAUCAAGGUGCAAUCUUCGUCCCCCAUCACCAUCGAGCACGCCAUUGACAUCAUCAAUAAAUACAGGCCUGUUGUAAGCACCGGGAGUCCAGUUCUGUUUACUGGCAUCGUCAGGCAUCCAAAAUCUUGUGACUUGACUAGCUUCAACUGCAUCAUCCUUACUGGUUCUUCCGUGAAGUUGCAGAUUCUCCAACUACUCAAUUCAAGAAUGCAUCCAAAAGCUGAGGUAUGGAAUCUGUACGCUCAGACGGAGUGCGUAGGACCUAUAUUCCUCCCUUGCCCACACGGCCCUGCAGGGAAUGUGGGGAAAGAAUUACCAGUAGUAAAAGUACAGUUGGUCGACACUGCGACUGGCGAAGUCAUCACGAAGCCAAACCAGACCGGAGAGCUCUGGUCGAAGGGACCAAGAUUUGCAGAGUACUACAAUAACCCUGAAGCAACUGCGGAGGCGUUCACAGCUGACGGCUGGUACAAGACCGGAGACCUGCUGUACAGAGACGGAGACGGUUACUACUUCUACGUGGAUCGUAUGUCCAGUGCCUUCAAAGUUAGAGGUUACUUUGUAAUGCCCAUGGAAGUUGAGAAUGUGAUCCAUACGCAUCCCGAUGUGAUAGAGGCGUGUGUGGUCGGCGUGCCGCACGCCGAGGACGGCAAGCGCGCCCUCGCCGUCGUGCAGCGCCGAGUCGGCGCCGCCGUCACUGAGCAACAGAUCAAGGACCUCGUUGCCAGUAAACUCUCAGACAGCAAACAUCUUCAUGGCGGAGUCAUUUUCGUAGAAAGUUUCCCGAGAACAGUCACCGGCAAAUUGAAGAGAACCAAAGUUCUCGAUAUGGUCUUAAAUGGGCAGAAUAUGCGUGAUAUGGAGAUUCCCAGCGUCGGCAACACGAAAAAAUUGAUAAGUACCUUUCAACAACUAUGCAGCUACGAAAACAACUCCAAAUCUGAUGUUCCACGUGUAAAAGUACCUUAAGCGAUCGUCGUUUACGUUAUUAACGACUUGCUAAUACUUAUAAUGCGGUGCCACUCUACGUAAGCCCCGACCGCCAUAAGGUACGUUUACCCGCUGAACGUCACAAAUAAGCACGUCUUAUCGAGAAGAAACUUGACCGGUCUAAAGGGAUAAAUCUCAAUAAUAGUUCACUAUGAAUAAAUUAGAUUGGCAACUGUUAAAGGUUUUUAUAAAUGGUUCCAGCAAUCAACAUAUGUAGUUUUACCUGUCUCUAGAUUUCUUCUAUGAGAUAUGGCUUAAAGAGCCUACAUUCAGGCCAUAUAACAAAAAAUAUUUUUCUCAGGCUUGACAGGUAAAUCCUAUUCCGGCACCAUCUGUAAAAUACUUCGACCGGCUCACCCUAGGUUAUCCCAAUGCUUAACCUAAAACAAAAAAGCAUCCUUGGUACAAUGCUGAGGAAUGAGCCUAUUUUAUUUAGAUUUAAGCUAGGUAUAGUAAUUAUCCAUAUAUAAUCAUUGUGUGUAUUGUUGUUGUAAAUAAAAUGUUAAGAAUUUAAAAAAAUAUAUUGAAUUUCUUAAUAAUUUAUAAAUAUACUUUUUCCCCGACCUAUUAAAUAUUUGUUGCAAUAGAAAUUAAUUAUAAUAAACUUGCGAUAGUUGCGAUGAUAGUUGAUCUUGACUUGGUUUCACUUGAAUAGAGAUUCGAUUUUUUAAUGUCACUCGUUAACAUUAUCAUCAUAAUACCCCCCUAACCCCUAUAACACGAGCAAUUAUAAAAAAGAGAUAAUAAAAACUUGGAAAAAUUACAACAUAACUUAAUUACAUUUCUUUUUAGGGUUCAGUAGCCAAAAUGGCAAAACGGAAGCCUAAUAGUUUCGUCAUGUCCGUCUGCCUUUAUACUCUGAAACUAUGUAUAAGACAUAUUUUAAUAAAAUUCAGUGGCUUGUCGAAGUCCUACCUAUAUUAUCCAUUAGAAGAUAUAUGACAGAACAAGAAAAGGGAAGUGCAGUAUGAGUCAAGGCUUCACGUGUGACAGUGAUUGGCUUUAAAAUUUUUCGACAAAAAUUUACUCUCUAACACGGAUAAAAUUUAAACAUAGAUCACGAGUUAUUUACCACAGAGAAGUCACUGUUUUUUAAGUAUUUAACAUUCAAUAAGUGAUACUAAUGUACAGCUUUUCGUCUUCCUUGCCGGUGUUGGUCGAAGCCAUGAGAAAAAUGAAAAUUUACUGUUGGAAAUAUAUCUUAUACCUUUAAACGAGCAAUUCUUGUAUAUUUAUAUAUAUAUAUAUAUAUUUCCGGGAUCUCGGAAACGGCUUUAACGAUUUUGCUGAAAUUUGGUAUAUAGGGGUUUUUGGGGGUAAACAAUCGAUCUAGAUUAGUCUUAUGUUUGGGAAAACGCGUGUUUUCGAGUUUUCAUGCGUUUUUCUUUCGUCGCAAAAUAUGGUCGCUAAUUUCGUGUUGCCGGCCAUUGUCCGUCUGGUCCAGCGGGUUAAGACGCGGACGGCAAGAAACAACCAGUGUAACGGGUUCGAAUCCCGCCCGUUGACUAACUUUUGUUUUUUUUUUAUAUGUUCAAGUUUAUAUUAAUAAUUAUAAGUUCACAUUUUACUUUUUUAAGUUUAUGUAGAUUAUCACCUAAACAUCACCAUAUUACAAUAAAUAGUUAUAACCGAACAAAGCUCGGUCGCCCAGGUACUUUUAUUUUAAUGGCAACACAUGGGUUACUUUUUUGGAUUAUUUGGUUCAUAGUUUCGAAUUAUUUUUCACAUAGCUCGGGUACGGUCAGCUGUCAACUCAAUACAUAUUUUGUGCAUU
This is a messenger RNA of Cydia pomonella (codling moth), 3745 nucleotides long. RefSeq names its product luciferin 4-monooxygenase-like. NCBI's taxonomy places the organism in Eukaryota, Metazoa, Arthropoda, Insecta, Lepidoptera, Tortricidae. The transcript is spliced from 11 exons. The record is from RefSeq and is a predicted model, not a curated record. Gene Ontology annotation, biological process: fatty-acyl-CoA biosynthetic process; long-chain fatty acid metabolic process. Bases 244 to 1950 code for a protein of 568 amino acids. Gene Ontology annotation, molecular function: long-chain fatty acid-CoA ligase activity.